ACGAGAGACGCGACGGAGGAGGGUCUCUGCGUUUGUUGCGCAAGCGGCGGGAGGGCGAAGAGCAGCCGCGGCUGCUUUUGUUGCGACUCAGCCGGGCGGCCGCCGAGUGCCGAAGCCUUCUCUCCGGAUCCCCGCCUUCGGGGUACGUGCGGGUGGGGAGGGCCCCGGCCGGAAGACCCGAAAGCGGCCUGGGCUUCCGUGGAGGGAAGGGUGAAACGCUUGUGUUGGCGGAAGGCGCUGCCGGAGCGGGAGCCGCCUGGAAGGUGAGGAGGAGCGGAGACGGAACUCCGCCAAGGCCCCUGAGCGCCCAGGAGGUGGCUCCUUCCUCUUCGGGAGAAGAACGUCCUGCUCGUUCGCCCAGGAAAGAACUGCCCCGUUGUGAUGGCCGAUCACAUAAUGAUGCCGAUGAACCAUGGUGCAAACGGACUACAAGGCUACCGGAUAAGGAUGAAUGGGAUGCAAGGCCCUCCACAACAUGGGCAGCAUGUCCUACGGACUCUACCAGCCAAUCACCAGAUGAUGCAGUAUGGAGGCCCCACCAUGGAUGGAGCUAUGAGGCCUAGGCCUAGCAUCAGUGGACAGAUGGGUCACCACCAAGUGCCAAGCACCAUGAUGUUCAGCAGUCCAAGUCAACAGCAACAGCAGCAGCAAUAUAUGGGGCCUGUGGGCACACAGCAGCUUAUGGCCAGCAUGCAUUUACAGAAACUCAACACACAGUAUCAGGGCUAUCCUCUCAUGGGCCUGAACAAUGGGUCCAUGGGGAUGGGGGCUCAGCAGUACCGGAUGGGGCCUGGACAGCAUCCAGUCAUGCAGCACCUGACUCCUCCUGCAUUGACCUUGAACAUUAUGGAUACGGAUCUGAUUGAUGAAGAGGUCUUGACCUCUUUGGUCAUGGAGCUGGGGCUGGACCGAGUUCAGGAGCUGCCAGAGCUUUUUCUGGGACAAAAUGAAUUUGAUUUCAUCUCAGAUUUUGUUAGCAAACAGCAGCCGAGCGCAAUCAGCUGUUGAAUUGUGCUGCUGGACCACUGGUGCUUCUGAAUGCUUAUUUGAGUGACAUAUCCUCAGCCCACCUCCUUAUUUUUGUCUUCCCUGUGCACAAAUAUAUAGGUUUUCUAAACUUAUAUUUGCCCACUUCCCUGAAACACAAUGGACAAUCACUGGACUUUUUUUGUUGCAGCUCUGCAUUGUUCCUCCUUGAGGGAACUGUGUCUUAGGUGUCCUUAAAGAAGAGGAUUGGAUGGAAAUUAAAUGCUUCUCCAGAGGAAACAAAAAUGGCAGCUACAACAUUUUCGACCCAGAGGAAAUUAAACCAUCUGUGUUUUGACUACUGAGUGGAAGGGGUGGGUAUCAAGCUGAAUUGAACACUCCUCCAUGGAUGUAUUUUUAGUGGCAUUUUUACAUUCCUACUGAAAAGGGGAGCUAGUGGGUAUGAAUGUGGUUUGCUCUUCAUAUCCUUCACUUCUUGCAGAACUUGGAUAACAUAUAUAUUUGGACUACAGUUUGCCAUGUAGUCUAUUGGUUGUGGAGGAAGCUGGGUGAUUUCAUCAAUCGCAACAAGUAAUUUUUCCCAAUUCUGUUUCAUUGCCCCCAGUGCUGUCAAGUUACCAAUCAGUAUCUUUCCUUUUUGGCUCAAAGGAGAUCACUGGCAUCAGGUGUUUUGUUCUGUGUGUCCUACCCUAUGCACACAUCUUUUAUUUUAGAAAAGGGAAAAACUAAUUGGUGAGAGUGGAUAAACCAAUUAAUAAAUUCACAGAACAGGCCUUUCUCCAAUGUGUUGUUGUCCAGAUAUUGGUGGAGUCCAACUUCCACCAUCCUUGGAGUUGUCCGAAUCAUCAGGCAGUUGACCAAGUGGUUGAGGCUGUUCUAGGACAUCCCUUCAGGCUUCUACCACUUUAAGCUAUCAUCUAGUUCUUUGCAUCUGAAACCAAAUAAAAAUCCCAGUAAUUGUAUAUAUUUCUGAGUUUAUUUUGAAGAAAUGAUCAUAUUUAUCUCAUGUGUGUCUGUAAUAUUUAUUUGGAAGGGCUCAACUAAUACUUGCCUUUUGAGAUUUACUGGAAAGGGCUAAAUAUACACUAUACAAAGUGAUUCUAGUAAGGUACAUGUCCCUCCCCAUUUUGUUUCCUGUCAGUAACCAACAUUGUGAAAUUCACAACUUGGCACCUCACUUCUCCCUCCUAAGACUUGAUAUACUGAACUUCUAAUCAUGUUUUCUCAACAACAACAAAAAAAAGGAUGAAAGUGUAGGGGAAUUGCUGGCUUGUUUUCCUGCCUGGUCUCAUUUCCAAAUGCUUUGGAAAAGUAGAAAGCUGAGUAUGCGAAGUUGCUACUAUCCCUCUUUUUGCAAGCACACAGCAGCAUGUCGUUGUCGAUUGGUGGAGUGAGAAUGUACAUAGGUGAUGUUUUGUUUUCCCCCUCAAAUAAAAGUGAAUCCCUCUGAAGUUGAA
Messenger RNA from Sceloporus undulatus (fence lizard), 2444 nucleotides. RefSeq names its product cbp/p300-interacting transactivator 3-like. The coding region runs from base 382 to 1008 and encodes 208 amino acids. NCBI's taxonomy places the organism in Eukaryota, Metazoa, Chordata, Lepidosauria, Squamata, Phrynosomatidae. Gene Ontology annotation, biological process: regulation of DNA-templated transcription. The transcript is spliced from 2 exons. The record is from RefSeq and is a predicted model, not a curated record. Gene Ontology annotation, cellular component: nucleus.